This is a messenger RNA of Phytophthora sojae, 1605 nucleotides long. RefSeq lists its product as hypothetical. The transcript has 5 exons. The record is from RefSeq and is a predicted model, not a curated record. The coding region runs from base 1 to 1605 and encodes 534 amino acids. Lineage: Eukaryota; Oomycota; Peronosporomycetes; Peronosporales; Peronosporaceae.
AUGGCGGGAGCACGAAACAAGAAGGAUGGAGGGCGCGGUGACGGAGGGCGCGGUGACGGAGGUCGCGGUGAGGCGACGCGUCAGUCGCGCCGAACGCAAGGAUUGCCGGCUGAACCGCACAAGGACCUGGAUGUCAUCAACCGGGAAGCGCGUGCGAGGAGGAAGGCAGAGCGGGAUGUGAAGGAGGCUGAAGACAAGGCCAAGUCGACUGAAUCCGCUGCUCAAGACGACCAAGUGUCGACGGAGGCGGCUGAAGAAGAAGACCUGCGUUCAAAGUCGAAGGCUGAACGCAUCCCGGAAAGGCAGGCUCAGGCGACUGAGUCUGCGAAGGCGUCUGAGGGAGGCGCCGAUGUGGGUGAGCCCCCGGCGGCGGAUCGAGUUUCGGACUCUCCGCAGCCGGAACCAGAAGAGGAGACUGCCAAGGAUGUGCCGGUCAAGGUCAAGGCUGAAGUGAUCGAGAUCGAGGAGUCGGAUGCCGAAGAGCGUUCGGCGCUUGAGGACGCGGAGGUGUCCUCGCGCUCGCCGCAGACACUUCAAAGUCUGAACGCAGAUGUGCGUCCAAGCUUGGGCGUGGGUGCUGAAACGGCUGAUACGACUCAGCUUGAUGAGACGGCGGCGAAGAACUUUGUGGCACGCCAAGUGUAUCGCUGGGAGCAGAUGCGUUCAGGACGUGUCGUCCCGCCCUCAGUUGAGUAUGGUUGGCCGAAUCCGCGGCCAGACUUCUCGGCCUCGCAGGAGGCCACAAUGGCUACGUCGGACUACUUGCGACGUCGAAUGGCUCUGGAGAAUCGAGAUGCGGCCUGGAUCGGUGAGCUGCGUCCUGAACGCAGAGUGUUGGGCAUCGCUCAAGACCUGACCGCAGUUGCCAUCCCGCCGAGCAUGAUGUCUUCGCGUGAGUGUGCGGCAGUGUUGGGGACUCUCCUCUUUGAAGCUGGUUUUGAAUUCGUCAACGCGGUUCCAGACUGGUUCAUGACGCAUGCGUCCAAGAUCAACCCUGGAUAUGUGCGUUCAGUCGUGGAGGAGGUUCAGCAACUCCUGACUAUCGAGCUCAUCGAGUGGAAGCAGCUCACGGCUGGAGUGUCGUUCAAGGUCGUCCCAGCCUCGGAUACAAAACCUGCGUUCAAGGAAGAAAAGACACAAGACGCUCAAGCUGUGAAGGAUGAUCUAUUGAUGGAUGGCUACGAAGUCGAACUGCUUGGAAUCCUAAAUGUGUAUGGACCACCCGUCGUGGUGGUCGUAAAUUUGGACGCCUAUUCGGAGGAGUUCGCCGACACUCGGAAGUCCGAGUGUGACAGCAUCCGGGGUCACUACCAGAAAUUGCUGGACGCCGCGGUCGACGACGGUCUGGAGCAGUCGUACAUCGAGGAGCCCGGGUGCUGUUCCUGGAUCUGGAUGGCGCCCUCGCAAAAGAAUGCCGAAGGCACGCCGUACUCUCUGAAGGAGCUGCUCGCGCUGGCGGACCAGCAGGAGCCCGCUCGGGUGCAGUGGAACACCUGCUCCUCGGACGAGGAGCGCAUUGCUCACGCACCGAUCCAGCUGGACCUCCGACUCCUGCCAGCGGCGGACCGACACCGGCGCUACCUGGUCUCCAAGAAGUUCCCGUAG